UGGUCUCUCCACUCAGUGAGGCUACUGGCGUUCCUUUGAUCGAUCAGCCAUGGAGCUGCUGUCCAAUGCCCCGGUGCACCGCUCCGUGCCGGACAGGUACGUCUUCCCACCCGACAAGCGCCCCGCCCUGCUCUCCGACGACCACAGCCCAGACGUUGCCUUCCCGGUCAUCGAUCUACACGGCGGCCGCCUCCCCGUUUCCGACGAUCACCGUCACCAGGUUGCCGCCGAGAUCAUCCGGGCCGGCAAGGAGUAUGGCUUCUUCCAGGUGGUGAACCACGGCGUGGGGGAGGGUGUGGUGCGGGGGUUCCGGGAGGCGGCGGCGGAGUUCUUCGCGAUGCCGGCGGAGGACAAGCUCCCCUACUGCUCCUACGACAUGAGCAAGCGCUUCCGGCUCGCCACCAGCACCUCCUACGACCGCGGCGAGACCCUCUACUGGCGCGACUACAUCAAGUUCCGCUGCUACCCGGCCUCCAACGAGAACGCGCGCCACUGGCCGUCCAAGCCGGCGAACUUCACGCCAAGCCUCAUCGAGUACUCGGCGGCAGUGCACGAGCUGGCCCAGACCAUCCUCUGUCUGAUCGCUGAGGGGCUGGGCCUCGACGGCGGCUUCUUCGCCGGCGACCUCAGCGGCGGCGACACGCACAUGAGCGUCAACUACUACCCGCCGUGCCCUGACCCAACCGUCACGAUGGGCCUGCUCGCGCACUGCGACCGUCACCUCCUCACCGUGCUUUCCCAGGCUGAUGUCGCUGGGCUCCAGGCAAGGCACGGUGACAGGUGGCUCCUCGUCCACCCCAUCCCCGGCGCAUUCGUCGUCAACUUCGGCCACCAGAUGGAGAUCGUCACCAAUGGGGUGCUGGCCAGCGCGGAGCACCGCGCCGUCACCAACUCCGCUGUGGCGAGGAUGUCGGUGGCCACGCACGUGCACCCCACAGACGGGUGCCGCAUCAGACCGGCGUCAGAGAUGGUGCACGAGGCGAUGAAUCCAGCCAAGUACAGGGAAUUUGCUUUCAGCGAAUUCAUGGAGGCAUAUGACGCGGCCGACGCCAGCAGGGAGGAAGUGCUCCAGUCCUUCAAGAUCUGCCAUGACUAGCUCGACGGCGAGCCACGAACUCCAUGAUUUCUGCUGCUGCAUGCAGAGGGCACAAAUAAACCGAGAAGGGGAAUAAAAACUUGGUUGUUGUGUGUGUGGGUUCGGUUUAUUUGCGUUUGGAUCAGUUUAUGGAUAUUAGAAUCUCCUGAGUUUCUUUCUGUUGUCUGUUGUUUGGGUCAUCGGUUUAUGGAUCCUAGAACCUCCUGAGUUUGGAACUUUGUACCCCUAAAUGUACUGUCUCCUUAAUAAAUUCAAAAGAGACCACAUCCUGUAAAACAAUGAAUGUUGAUAGUAAUUUAAA
Messenger RNA from Triticum aestivum (bread wheat), 1397 nucleotides. RefSeq names its product 2'-deoxymugineic-acid 2'-dioxygenase-like. The record is from RefSeq and is a predicted model, not a curated record. The coding region runs from base 50 to 1096 and encodes 348 amino acids. NCBI's taxonomy places the organism in Eukaryota, Viridiplantae, Streptophyta, Magnoliopsida, Poales, Poaceae. The transcript has a single exon.